AUGGAGGAGCACAACCGGACAGAGCCCUGGCACCGAAGCCUCCAGGCGCUGCUGGAUGCCUUAAACCAGACCCUACACGGGAUCCCCCUGUGCCCCUCUGACCGCGCCGCCGCUGUCACACGCAACAGCAGCGCCGGCGCCCGGCCCGGCCGCGAUGACAACGCCUACAUGUACAUCCUCUUCGUCAUGACCCUCUUCGCCGCCACCGAUGCCCUGUGGGAUGAGGAUGCGCUGCGGGAUGAGGAUGCGCUGUGGGAUGAGGAUGCCCUGUGGGAUGAGGAUGCUCUGCGGGAUGAGGAUGCCCUGUGGGAUGAGGAUGCCCUGUGGGAUGAGGAUGCUCUGUGGGAUGAGGAUGCUCUGUGGGAUGAGGAUGCUCUGCUGGAUGUGGUCACCACCACGGUCGAGGCAAUUCAAUUCGAACUGCUGCAGGCUGGGAAGGGAG
This is a messenger RNA of Nestor notabilis (Kea), 442 nucleotides long. It is a transcript of the gene KCNE3, whose product is annotated as potassium voltage-gated channel, Isk-related family, member 3. The transcript has 2 exons. The record is from RefSeq and is a predicted model, not a curated record. The annotation marks the transcript as partial. NCBI's taxonomy places the organism in Eukaryota, Metazoa, Chordata, Aves, Psittaciformes, Psittacidae.